AGGGCUGGAGACUGAUCGCGCAGGUAACGUGAGCCCUGGACUUUUCUCUUAUUUUCAGUGCCUUUGCAACGACUCUCAUUUGUUAGGUUUUAAUCCUGUUUUGGAUUUUGGUUUUGCUUUGGGGUUUUUUUGUUUGUUUGUUCCCUGCUCCCCCUUCCCCCCCCCCCAGCUUUUGGCUGCUCCUUUCCGUUUAGAUCCUUAUUGCAGGCGACUCCAGUGAGACUAACUCCUUCUCCUGUUUCUCAUGGUCAAACAUUGACCAAACAAACUUAAUCAAGAUUGAAGUAAACAACAGCAACAACACUGAUUCGGCCGUGGAACGUUCCCGGGAGGGAAGCAUUGUGACGUCAGCGCACCUACUAAUCCUCCCAAUUGAGGGGGAGCCUGGAGCCAUGAGGUCAUCGUAGCGGCCGGUGUAGCCAGCCGGGCGGCGGCGGCGGCGGCGGCGGGGGAGGGGAGAGCGGAGCGGGCAGCGGGCCCAAGCGAGGCCGACCGGGAGCCUGCCGCCGCGCUCCAGCUGUACUGAGGCGGACGCCGAGCUCCUGCAAGCAUGGAGGAGGCUGAGGCGAAGGAGCUGCAGGUCGGCUCCUGGCUACCCGUGCUGGUGGAGCAGAUGGUGAACGACACGUUGGUGGUCACCUUGAGCUGCGGGGAGAGGCGCUUCACUGGGAUCCUCCUGGACUGCACUAAAAAGUCUGGCUUGCUCUGUCUUCCACCUCCUUCGUUGCCAAAGCAAGAGGACCCUCCUGCUGAUGCUUGCACUAACUGGGUUCCUGAAGACAGACAGGCUGCGAAGGGCGAGACGGAGUCGCAGCUUUCUAGUGAAAAACCUCCCAAAGGAAACAAUGAUGAACAGGUUCCUCCUCUUUUGCCACCACCAUCACCAGGCAAUGUUCCUCCUUACCCGCCCUAUUUUGAGGGAGCUCCUUUUCCUCCUCCCUUAUGGUUAAGACACACGUAUAACCAGUGGGUUCCUCAGCCACCACCAAGGACUAUAAAGAGGACAAAAAGACGGUUGUCACGAAAUAGAGACCCAGGAAGGCUCAUCAUGAGCACUAUUAGGCUGAGGCCCAGGCAAGUGCUCUGUGAAAAAUGCAAAAAUAUUCUGAACCCAGAGGAAGUGAACUACAAAGCCAGGCAAAAUGCUAAAACAAGGAGGAAGCUAAGCAUUCAGGAUAAGGAGCAAAAAAAGCACAGUGAUUCUGAUUCUGUAGAGAAAAGGAACAAAAGAGAGAAGAGGGAAGCAGACAAAUUUUCUGGGGAAUUAGUGCAUCGAACUCCAGUUAUAAAAAUAUCCUACAGCACACCACAAGGUAAAGGUGAAGUUGUGAAAAUUCCCUCCCGGAUUCAUGGAUCAGUUAGACCAUUUUGUCCACAGCGGAUAUUGCAGAAUGGAGGGGAGGACCAAGAGGGGAGCCGAGACUCUGAACGAUAUCGGGAAACCAAAUGUUUUAUGGAUAAGUCGGCAAGCAGCCAACUUGCUUCCAUUCCAAAACUGAAAUUAACUAGGCCUGUGCAUUCCAAUGCAGAUGUUCCACCUCCAAAAAUCAGACUGAAACCCCAUCGAAUAAAUGAUGGUCAGAAUGUUUCCAUUUAUAAAGCAGAACUUAUUGAUGAGAUAAAUGUCCUUCAGAGUAGCAGGGAGUCCAAUCCUGCUGCAUUUUACACUGAUGAAUCUGCAGAUAGAAGUUUAGCAGAGAUGUCUUCAGGGAGUUCAGGUGAAGAUGAUGACUUCAAAAGAUUUCCCCAAGGUAAAGAUGGACAUGAUAACUUGGCUUUUCUUAUGAAUUAUCGUAAAAGGAAGGCAGAUUCUUCUAGUUUAUCAGUGUGUAGCAAUGACAGUCUAGACGAAUCCAAAUCCUCUAGUUCAGAAGUAACAUCACCAGAAAUGUGUGACUUUUUACCUGGUGAUGAUGCAUCUGUUUCUUCAUCUUCAAAAGAUGACCGUAAAAUUGUGCCACCAUUAACAGUUAGACUACAUACACAGAGUGUCUCUAAAUGUGUCACUGAAGAUGGAAGAACUGUUUCAGUGGGGGAUAUUGUUUGGGGUAAAAUUCAUGGUUUCCCAUGGUGGCCGGCACGUGUUCUUGACAUAAACCUUAGCCAGAAGGAAAAUGGAGAACCUUCCUGGCGAGAAGCUAAAGUAUCAUGGUUUGGUUCUCCAACAACCUCAUUCUUAUCUGUUUCAAAACUCUCUCCUUUCUCUGAAUCUUUCAAACUGAGAUUUAAUCGUAAGAAGAAAGGGAUGUAUCGGAAAGCUAUUACAGAAGCUGCAAAGGCAGUAGAGCAUCUGACCCCAGAAAUAAGAGAUCUCUUAACCCAGUUUGAAACAUAACUUUGCCUCCAGUACCAGGGCCUGUCCCUGUUCCAAUUGAAGUCCAUGGCAAAACUCCUGGUGACCAUUGAAUAAGAUCAAGAUUUGUCUCUUAGCCACCAUCAGCAGGAUGCCAUCAUGCUAAACAUCACCAAAUACAUGACACUUACAGAUUGGGACCCCAGUGAAAUAUUAUUAAACCAGGAUAGAAACUAACUUUUUCUCUGAAAUAACAAUUCUAACUGUUAGAAAAACUUUUCUUCUUUUAAAAUCUAGUUUUGUGCUCUGGCUCCCACAGAACUCGGUACUGGUUCAUCACUUUGUCCCUUAUUUUCCUCAUUUGCCUUAUUUAAGAAAUGCAUACACAAGCCAAUGAUUUUUUUUUUUCUUCCAAGUUUCUAGCAUGAGGAAGCUUACUCAUGAUUAUAGCAAUAUUUGACUCCACACUUCAGCUAUUGGGACUAAGAUGGUAAAUGUUUGUAUAAUUCUGAGUCAGGCAGGUUUGAUCUAGAGGAAAAUGAAGGGAAAUUCUGCUGACAGUUUGCUUUUGCAAAUUUAUUCUGGAGAGUUAAAUCUCUAAAAACUGCACUAAUGAGAAGUACUGGAGGUUCUCUUUCACUCUCCGUCACAUGUCACCAGUUGAUUUACCUGAAUGUGAGAGAAACCCAGAAUUCUCCUUCUUUCUUUGUACCAUGACCAUUGUGCCAAAUUCCUCACUUCUCCAAGGUAAAAAUCUGAAUUCAGCUUAGAAAGGCCUUAAGGUAUUCCUGGAAACUUUCUUUAUCUUCUCUCUACCCAAGUGCCAUAUCUGACUCACCUUUUCAGUCUUUCUGCUAAAAUUAUCUGUCUCCAUGAGAAA
This is a messenger RNA of Dermochelys coriacea (leatherback sea turtle), 3173 nucleotides long. It is a transcript of the gene PWWP2B, whose product is annotated as PWWP domain containing 2B. The transcript is spliced from 4 exons. Lineage: Eukaryota; Metazoa; Chordata; Testudines; Dermochelyidae. The record is from RefSeq and is a predicted model, not a curated record. Gene Ontology annotation, cellular component: nucleoplasm; nucleus. Bases 551 to 2335 code for a protein of 594 amino acids.